CCCGCGGUGACUCCUCCGGCCGCCAGGGGCCACUGUCUGCCGGGUGCGGCUGACACUCGGCGCCUACCUGACGCCAUGGCCCGUGGCCUCCGGAAGCCCUUCCGGGCUGGCGCGGUACCCUCUUGCCCUCGUCCCCAAGGCUGAGGAGUCGUUGUUAGCAGCGGCGCCUUGGCGGAAAGAUGGCGGCGGCCAUAGAGUGAGCGGACCGCGGAGGCGCCGGGACCCGGCUGCGGCCGGGAGAGGGAACGAUGAAGUGAUGGAUCAUGACGCGCCGACCAUCAGGCCCCGCAGAAUCCAGAACCAGAACGUCAUCCACCGCCUGGAGCGCCGAAGGAUCAGCUCUGGUAAGGCCGGCACCCACUGGCACCAGGUCCGGGUCUUCCACCAGAAUGUCUUCCCCAACUUUACUGUGGUCAACGUUGAGAAGCCGCCCUGCUUCCUGCGCAAGUUCUCCCCCGAUGGGCGCUACUUCAUUGCUUUCUCCUCAGACCAGACCUCCCUGGAGAUCUAUGAGUAUCAGGGCUGCCAGGCAGCAGAGGAUCUCCUACAGGGUUAUGAGGGAGAGAUUUUGGCCAAUGGCAAUGACCAAAGAUCUGUCAACAUCCGUGGGCGGCUCUUUGAACGUUUCUUCGUCUUGCUUCAUAUCACCAACGUGGCCUCCAAUGGCGAGCACUUGAACCGUGAGUGCAGUUUGUUCACAGAUGACUGUCGCUAUGUAAUUGUUGGCUCUGCUGCCUACCUGCCUGAGGAACCUCAUCCCCCAUUUUUUGAGGUUUAUCGCAACAGCGAGUCGGUGACCCCUAAUCCCAGGUCCCCUUUGGAGGACUAUUCUCUGCAUAUCAUAGAUCUUCACACAGGUAGACUGUGUGACACAAGGACAUUCAAAUGUGACAAAGUCAUCUUGUCUCACAAUCAGGGCCUAUACCUGUAUAAGAAUAUCUUGGCUAUUCUCUCUGUGCAGCAGCAGACUAUUCAUGUUUUUCAGGUGACGCCUGAGGGCACAUUCAUUGAUGUACGGACUAUAGGUCGCUUCUGCUAUGAGGAUGAUCUCCUGACCCUGUCCGCUGUCUAUCCAGAAGUGCAGCGAGACACUCAGACAGGGAUGGCAAACCCGUACAAAGAGCCCUUCAUAAAUUCUCUGAAACACAGACUGUUGGUGUACCUGUGGAGGAGGGCAGAGCAGGAUGGGAGUGCAAUGGCAAAAAGGAGGUUCUUCCAGUACUUUGAUCAGCUGAGGCAGCUGCGCAUGUGGAAAAUGCAGCUGUUGGAUGAGAGCCAUCUGUUUAUUAAAUACACCAGUGAAGAUGUGGUCACAUUGCGGGUGACAGAUCCUUCACAGCCUUCAUUCUUUGUUGUGUACAACAUGGUGACCACAGAGGUUAUUGCUGUGUUCGAGAACACUUCGGAUGAGCUACUGGAACUCUUUGAGAACUUCUGUGACCUCUUCAGGAAUGCCACCCUGCACAGCGAGGCUGUCCAAUUUCCCUGCUCAGCUUCCAGUAACAACUUUGCCAGACAGAUUCAGCGCCGGUUUAAGGACACUAUUGUGAAUGCAAAGUAUGGAGGGCACACAGAGGCUGUGCGGAGGCUGCUGGGUCAGCUCCCAAUCAGCGCUCAGUCUUACAGUGGCAGCCCUUAUCUUGACCUCUCCCUCUUCAGUUAUGAUGACAAGUGGGUGUCAGUCAUGGAACGGCCAAAGACAUGUGGAGAUCACCCCAUCAGAUUUUAUGCCCGGGAUUCUGGCCUCCUGAAGUUUGAAAUCCAAGCAGGACUCUUGGGCCGACCCAUCAAUCACACAGUACGACGCCUGGUUGCAUUCACCUUUCACCCUUUUGAGCCCUUUGCUAUCUCGGUGCAGCGGACUAAUGCAGAGUAUGUUGUUAAUUUCCACAUGAGGCACAGCUGCACAUAAUACAAUACUGGGCUGGGACAGCUGUUGCCAUCAUGGACACACCAAAGCUGGACACUCAUGCCUUCUAGGAAACCAAAUCAUUGCUCACCUAAGGAACCUGACCUGGAAGCCCUAACCAACCAGCAUUGUUCCCCAGCAUCUGCAGCUGGCACUCGCAAGCCAUUGAAAGAGAAUCCCAUUAUGCUUCUGAAGAAGCAUCUUGAUCGGAGAUUAGUCUUGUGACCAUUUCUUUCUAUAGAUACCAUCCAGUUCAUAUUGCCAAAGCCCCUUGUUGCAUUAAAUGCUGUCUUUUCCCAUACCUAUUGGUGAACAAAAUGUAGCUGAGAAACCUUGCCUGUUUCCCCAAGAAGUGUCAUCUUUUCUCUCGCUUUGUCUGCUUUGUGAUAGCAAAGGCAGAGUUCUCCAACAUUCCUUCUGUAUCGGUGCCCUUCUAUCUAGUCAAGACAAGUAGUCCAUCUUACAGAGCGAGAAUAGAAGCCAUGGUGGUGGGUUUUUUUAAAAAUUUGUACCUUCACUGUUAUGAGGAAAUGAAACUAGCUCUUGUGAUUCACACAGUGCACUCAAGCCAUGUCAAUAUGCAAGGCAUUAGGGGAGAAAGGUCUCUGUUAAUGGGGAGGUCUAGUAGUUAGAGUAGGUCACUGGAAUCAGGGGAGAUGAUUUCUGUUCCUGACUCUUAUGCAAGUCACUUAAUCUUUGUGCCUUAGUUUCCAACCGUAAAAUGAGGAUGUGACUGAGCCACCUUCUGUAAAGCACUUUGAGCCCCUCAGAUGAAAGGUGGCAAGUACAAAGGGAGGAAAACCAGAACAGCUGACUGCAUGCCUAAUGUGUGAGAUGGUGGGUAGCUAGCAGCAGGCAUGCAUGAGAGAGGCUUGGAACUUGAGAGCAGCUUUCUCUUUGGUUCCUCAGGGAAAACCACUGCAUGGACCAGGAAUGUGUCCCCAGGGGUGUGUGUCGUCCUCUUCCUUCACCCUGUUUCUGCUGACAGGGUGAGAAAGAGUCAGCCCCAGUUUUCGGUGCACGCCAGGUACGUGAAUGUGGAGAAUGUCUGACUUGUGGCAUCCUUGUCUUUCCCUUGACUACUAUGUGAUGCCUCAAACUGUAAGGUUAUAGUCACCAGGGAUAACAGAGUUAGACCUGAGAGAGCUGAUUCCAUAGUGUCUGCAUCUGUUUGGCACUGGAAUGUCGCUGGACUUGACUUUCCCCUGCAGUUAGAGGACUGCUACGCUGGAUUUUGCACUGGGAGAAGGGGAGACUUGGAUUCACGUGUAUUGCUGGGAGCUUGUAGCCAAAGGUCUGACUUUGCUGACUUAAUGCUGCCUGUCCUCUCCUGAUUCACACCCUAUUCUCUGUGAGAACUGGGGGUUAGGUGGCAAGGGGUGCCAAUGGGUGACUCCCUGGGAUUGAAGCACAUCUUGCUGGUGUGUCGCUGUAUACUUGAAGCAAGAUUGACUUCUACGUUGUCUGAGAUGUCUGCAAAAUGAGCUGCUGGACUUGAAUGCAGAAGAUGUGCACCUAAAUGCCUCUGGGUCUAAGCUUGUGCAGGCUUAUAAAAAUGCUGGCCCUGCCUUGAUCUGAAGAUCACUUCAUUGUUUGCCGCAUUUGUACUACAAGGUAGCACAUGGACUUACUCGAAACGUGGGCGUACCAAAAAUGUGCAUGUUGCUAGGGAAUGUUGUCAUCUUAGGCAAACACGGGGCUGGUGAAAGGUACUGGAUUGACAUUGGACACUGCUGUUCUCUGAUGCACAUGAUGGGCCGUGACAGGGCACUGUCCUUGAGGGCGCCCCCCUCGAAGGAAAGCCCUUCAAACUAAAAGCCCAUUCAUAUCUGCUGAAGGUACCAAAAAGGGGGCCAGUUGUGGGUAAUGUUGUGGCCACUUGUCUGCUCAAAGUCCCGAGGUCACAAGCUCAUCUCGCAUAUCACUGAAUAGCCAUCAGAUAAUCUUAUUUUUGUCACUAUUGACCUGGGCAAGGUUUGGAUACCUCACCUAGAUAUGACAGACUCCACAUCCCAUACCAGAUUCUUUGAGCCAUCCUUUCGUUUGGAUGUUUACAGCCCUCAGUAUAGUUCUUUUGCUCUAUCUUCCUUUCUUCUCUCCUCCCAAACAUAACCCCAUCUCAACACUAUAACACAGUUUUUAUAUAAGGAUCUCAAAGCACUCUUACAAAAGUAUUGCUGCCAUUUUGCAGAUUGUGAAAUUGAGACUCAGAUUAAAUAAUUCAUAUGACCUUGUGUAAACUGAGUAUAGAAUUGACUUCCAGUUGUAACCAGUAGUCCAUCUGCAUCUAUGCAGGAUUGCUAAGGGCUUUCAAAGCCUGGCUAUGGAAAAUGUAGUCCUAGGGCAAGAAUACAUAUUUCUUUGUCUUCUUUCCCAGGGUAUUUGUGUUGAUGGGAAGUUUCUCGGGGCUGCAACAAAUGACUUCAGGUUGGGAGGCCACUUGCUGGGGGAAGGUGUCAGGACAUGCAUGCAGUAGUGCCCCAUUCCUCUCCAACCCAGAACUUCUUUCUAUUAAAUUCUUUCUAUUAAAGCUCUGAGCAGGGAGUCUUUGCAUAUUGUCUCCUGCUUUGAUAAAACGCACUGUAGCUGAUAGAUAACUGAGUUAUCUGCUUCCUCUCUCAUCAAAACUUCACUCUUCAUUACCCUUUUCCAUUGUUAAUGUAUCUUUCUGUCUUUCCCAAAAGUUCUCAGCAGUUCCCAUUAACUCCUUGAUGCCACAAGCUAGCAUUCCUUCACCCUGGAGCUCCAGAUGGGGUGGAGCCAUGCUUCAAAAUAUCUCGGCUUUCUGUUGAUACCGUUUUUUUUAAGUGGUAUAAGUAACAGCCAUAUUCACAGCUCUGCCACUAAAUUGUGUAAUCUCAGGUGAGUCACUUCCCCUCCCUCUGCCUCAGUUUCCUUAUCUGUAAAAGGAGAUGAUAUGGACUCACUUUUGUAAAGCACUUACUUUUCACCCACAGAACUGAAUCAGAUAAGUGCUAAAUAUUGCUUUAAUGUGUUUCUGGAGGCACAGAUUGAUGGUUGUGAGAAGUAUGAACUGCCUUGGUGCAGCAGUGUAGAUUCUGUGGCUGCUACAUUUUGUAUCUAGUGAAGGAUUAAUGUUACCACAGGAGUGUGUUGAAAGAAAAGCCUGUCUCAUUCUCAUGCUUGAAAUUUUGAUUCUUUUAUUUAAGAAACAAGAAGUGCGGGUGUAGGGGCGGGACAUAUAUUUUCUAUCUAAUAUUUUUACUAGGUUAGGAUGAAAACUUGUUAGCAACACAAGAUAAAUACCAGAAUAAAGAAGAACUUGUUUCAUGA
Dermochelys coriacea (leatherback sea turtle) is the source of this 5203-nucleotide messenger RNA. RefSeq names its product DET1 partner of COP1 E3 ubiquitin ligase (gene DET1). Gene Ontology annotation, biological process: positive regulation of proteasomal ubiquitin-dependent protein catabolic process; protein ubiquitination. The transcript has 5 exons. Bases 257 to 1912 code for a protein of 551 amino acids. Gene Ontology annotation, cellular component: nucleus; cullin-RING ubiquitin ligase complex. The record is from RefSeq and is a predicted model, not a curated record. Gene Ontology annotation, molecular function: ubiquitin-like ligase-substrate adaptor activity; ubiquitin protein ligase binding. NCBI's taxonomy places the organism in Eukaryota, Metazoa, Chordata, Testudines, Dermochelyidae.